AACGCCAGAACCCUAACCCCUAGUUAAUCUCUUUGGUCUAGCUUUCAAUCUUUCACAGCCCAACGGAGAUGGUUCUGCGACAAGCAACAUUUCAAUUCCUUCGGAGAAUCCGUCCUUCUUCUUCCUAUACUUCUCGUCAAAUAACUGGCAAUGCUUUGCCUAAUUCACUUUCCAAUAAACUGAAGUUCUCCUGCAAACUUGACCGUGGAUCUAACACUAGGAGAAAAAAUUGCUGGAACCCUAGUUUAUGGAUUGUUUUAGCUGGGCAAGCUGCUACAAUUAUCGGAGUAAAUGCCAACUUUGCUAUAGCAGAAGAUGCAUCAAUUGAGUCUGGUUCUGAAAAUCACUCCGAAGGAGCUAACUCUGGACUACGUAAGAUUGAAGAUGGCUCUAUAAUAUCAAAUUCACAUACUUCAAAGUGGAGAAUUUUUACAGAUAAUGGGAGGGAGUUUUUCUUGCAGGGAAAACUGGAACAAGCCGAACAAUUUUUUUCCUCUGCCCUACAAGAAGCUAAAGAAGGUUUUGGGGAGAAGGAUCCUCAUGUUGCAUCUGCAUGCAACAAUUUGGCAGAGCUCUAUAGAGUUAAGAAGGAAUUUGAGAAAGCAGAACCUUUGUAUUUGGAAGCCAUCAACAUACUUGAAGAAUCGUUUGGUCCUGAAGAUAUACGUGUGGGUGCUGCGUUUCACAAUCUUGGACAGUUUUACCUUAUGCAACGGAAACUCGAAAAAGCUCUUCUUUGCUAUGAGCGUGCCUUGAAGAUAAAGGGACGUGUUUUAGGACAUGCCCAUCACGACUAUGCCGAGACAAUGUAUCAUCUUGGAACGGUAUUACAUCUCCAAGGAAGGGACAAGAAUGCGGAAGCCCUCAUUCUGGAUUCUAUACAGAUACUAGAGGAAGGCGGCGAAGGGUACUCAACUCUUUGCAUCAAGAGAAUGCGAUAUCUUGCUCAGAUAUAUUUAAAAUCCAAUCGUUUGGCAGAGGCUGAGAAUGUACAGAGAAAGAUUCUGCAUAUCAUGGAAAUAUCAAAGGGGUGGGACUCUUUGGACACUGUAAUUGCUGCUGAAAGACAGGCAUUAACAUUAGAAGCAAUUGGGAACUUGGAUGAAGCACAGGAACUUCUUGAGAGGUGUCUUCAUGCUCGCAAAAGUUUGCUUCCUGAAGACCACAUCCAGAUUGGUGGAAACAUGCUUCACAUUGCUCGUGUGGUAAUGCUGAAAGCCAACAAAUUAAGCAAGAUGCAAACUUCCGAAGCAAUUGCUGAGCUUGAUAAGGCAAAUGAUCUGUUGUACAAUGCAUAUAGGAUUGCCUGGCAGGUUCUGAAUAAAGUGGCAAAACAGAAAGGCAAUGGCCAAAUUUAUGGAGCACCUGGAGAAGCUAGAAGGGAUGGCCAUGCGGCACUGGUCAUACUGUUGCAAUCACUUGAUACUCUUGGGCUCGUGGAGAUCAAUAAGCAAGAAUUGAAAGCGCCAGUGGAAAAGCAUUCGACUGGCAAUGAAGCUGAAAAUGCACUUUUGAAUUGCAUAUCUGCCUACAAAGAGUUUGCAAAUCAAAGGUUAAUUUCUGACCACCCCGACGUAAAGGCUCAGUAUCUUUCGUGUUUGAAGCGUCUUUCAAGCUUGAUCAAUAAUGGGGUCCGACAGUCUAGAAAACACACUUUACAAGAGCUGAAAGAUGAAAUCCAGCGCGUUGAAGGUGAAGUUUCUUCUCAAAGGAAAAAGAAACAGUAAGCUAGUUAUUUUGCUUCCCUAGCAAUAAAAGCUUCAGAUUGAUAAUUUAGAACUGUCGCCUUGUUUUUUCUUCCUUGUAAGACCCCUCUAGUUAUUUAUGUAUAAUAAAAUUCAGGAACAAUUUUAAAAAUAAAUUUAAAUUGAAUGCAAAAAAAUUUAUCUUUCA
This is a messenger RNA of Tripterygium wilfordii, 1893 nucleotides long. RefSeq lists its product as uncharacterized. The transcript is spliced from 18 exons. Lineage: Eukaryota; Viridiplantae; Streptophyta; Magnoliopsida; Celastrales; Celastraceae. The coding region runs from base 69 to 1727 and encodes 552 amino acids. Gene Ontology annotation, molecular function: protein binding. The record is from RefSeq and is a predicted model, not a curated record.